UACCAAACCCUAACCUAAACUUUUUCUGGGGAUCUCUUUUUGGUCAUCUUCUCCAAGGAGAAGAAGAGAACAGCAAGCCGCCGCACCUUCACCCCUCUCUCGCCGGAAAACACCACAACCAAACGACCCUCCGCUACUCUCUUCUUCUCUCCCUCACGUCGCCACCCUCUUCUCUCGAUCUCUCUGACGAAGACGCCGCCACACGACGGCAGCAGCAGCUGCUCCGCGCCGCGACCAGCAGCAACAACACGCCACAGCAACCACCAGCUUCUCCUUCACGCGUCGGACAGCAGCGACGGCAAGCAGCGACGGCAGCAGCUCCUCCACGUCGCAGCCGGCAGCUCCGACGCCACCAGCAGCCUCCAGCGCCGCGACCAGCAGCAACAACACGCAACAGCAACUCCGGCGACGACGCACAGCAGCGACGACGCACAGCAGCAACACGAGCAGCACCGCCAUUACAGAUCCAUGUUGCUUCAAUAAAUCACCAUUCAUCUCCGUUUUUCUUUCAUCAUCUAUGGCUCAACAAGAGGGGUUCGCUGAUGGCCAACUGAAGAAACCAUCAGCCAAAUCGCCGGUAAUUCCUUGGAGGACUCGUAUUGUGCUAUCCUUCGUCUCUGUUGUUACCGACUAUUCUCGCCGUCAAAACGGCACCGUCAACCGCACGCUACUCGGGAUCUUCGGCCUUAAAACUUCGGCCAAUUCUAAUCCAGUUAACGGCGUUAAGUCCUUCGACGUCACUGUAGAUCCUUCUCGCGGUCUCUGGUUCCGCCUCUUCGUUCCGACUACCGAUGAAUCCCAGAAUUUGAGUUCACUCCCGAUCAUCGUUUUCUUUCACGGCGGCGGAUUUGUGUAUCUUAGCGCGGAUACCAAGGUGUACGACGCCGUUUGCCGCCGUUUCGCGAGGAAAUGCCCGGCCGUUGUUGUCUCCGUUAAUUAUCGAUUGGCUCCGGAACACCGGUAUCCUGCGCAGUACGAUGAUGGCUUUGAUGUGCUCAAAUUCCUUGACAAUGAGAAGAACCGUGAGCUAUUGCCGGAAAAUGUCAAUUUGUCUUGCUGCUUCCUCGCCGGAGAUAGUGCCGGCGGGAACCUCGCUCAUCACGUCGCCAAACGAGUAUCGGAAUUGACGUCGACCUUUGAUGCACUAAAGGUAAUUGGACUGGUGGCUAUACAACCCUUUUUUGGAGGGGAAGAAAGAACGGAGGCAGAAUUAAAACUAGUAGAUGUUGACGCAUUGAUAUCAGUGAGACGAACAGAUUGGAUGUGGAAUGCAUUCAUGCCACCAGGUGAAGGGAUGGACCGUGACCAUGAGGUUAUUAAUGUUUGCGGUCCAAGGGCUUUUGACAUAUCAAAGCUGGACAACUUCCCAGCAACCUUGGUAGUCGUGGGUGGUUUUGAUCCCCUUAAAGAUUGGCAAAGGAGGUACUAUGAGUGGCUAAACAAGUCUGGCAAAAAUGUUCACCUCUCAGAGUAUCCAACUAUGGUGCAUGCUUUCUACAUUUUCCCUGAAGUUCCUGAAUCUGCACAACUAAUUCUUGAGGUUAAGGACUUCAUUCAUAAGCAAUGUUCUAAGGUUGUGAAGAAUUGAUGUGCCAUGAUUCAUCAGCAACAAAGAUAUCAAAUCAUAUGUGUAGUAGUAAUAGGGUUCUCAAGGAGCUUAAACAAGUGAAGAGGCACAUAUUCACGAGGACCAACGAGUAUGUGAUGUUGUAAUAAACAAAUUGUUGCUACUUUUUUUUUUU
Molecule: messenger RNA, 1742 nt
Organism: Solanum dulcamara
Lineage: Eukaryota; Viridiplantae; Streptophyta; Magnoliopsida; Solanales; Solanaceae
Product: probable carboxylesterase 18
Exons: 3
Coding region: 518-1588 (356 amino acids)
Molecular function (GO): hydrolase activity
Source: RefSeq, a predicted model, not a curated record